This is a messenger RNA of Danio rerio (zebrafish), 2241 nucleotides long. RefSeq names its product sorting nexin 10b (gene snx10b). Gene Ontology annotation, molecular function: phosphatidylinositol binding. Gene Ontology annotation, biological process: intracellular protein transport. Lineage: Eukaryota; Metazoa; Chordata; Actinopteri; Cypriniformes; Danionidae. Gene Ontology annotation, cellular component: endosome membrane; cytoplasm. The record is from RefSeq and is marked provisional.
CUUGCUGUUGUGUGUCACUGUCCAAUAAAAGUUAGUGAGUGAGUGUAUUCGUUUGCUCUUUUCCAUAAUUCUUGGACUUAUGCAGGAAUUCACUGGCGUUUGGGUGAGGGAUCCUCGCAUCCAGAAGGAAGAUUUCUGGCAUGCCUUCAUGGAUUAUGAAGUUUGUAUACAUACAAACAGCUUGGCGUUCACUAAGAAGAGCUCCUGUGUGCGGCGGAGAUUCAGCGAGUUUGUGUGGUUAAGAAAAAAGCUACAGGAAAAUGCCUUGCUCAUAACACAUAUACCUAAACUUCCUCCAAAAAACCCCUUCUUCAGUCUCAACAAUGCAAAAGAAAUUGGAGCCCGUAUGGAGGGGUUAAGGAAAUUCCUAGAAGCGGUGGUUCACAGUGCGGUUCUGCUGUCAGACAGUUGCUUGCACCUCUUCCUACAGUCCCAACUAAGUCUGAAAAAAAUUGAGGCCUGUGCUGAAGGCAGGACUCGCUACACUGUAUCCGAGGCCAUUCACAGUUUCAGUUCUGGACACAAACGCUUUGAUUCACUGUGUGAAGAGAACAUGGAAGAAGAGCAAUGUGUGCAAUGUGAAUCAGAGUGAUUAUUUUUGGACAAUAAAAUGGAGUCAACGCACAUUAUGCUUUUAGAUAUAAAAAUACAACCUCUGUCACUGUUGUUAUGCCUUUUUAAAAAGAUAGUUUGUACUGUUUAAGGUAGGACUACCAAAAUGUACACUUUAGGGAAUAUAUACGUAGGCCUACCCAACGUGCCAGUUAUAGACCCUCAUUUUAAAAAACGAACAAACAAUCGGGUAGGUUUAUUUUUGAAAAAGUCCAUACCCUACUAUGUCAAUGACAUCUUUUGUACCUUUUUGAGAGUACAAUUUCGCAAUAACAUUGAUGACAUAUUGAACUCUGAAGAUUACAACCCAUGUUUGAAUAGGAACACUUAAACAUUUAAAAAGUUAGCUAUUUUCUCGCACUGACUUCUGUACCGACAAAUGAAGACUAAUAAAUUGAAUUAUUUAAACACAUUUGUGCACACAUUAAUGUCCUGCCUGGCUUUCAAAGGAAAGUAUAAAAGCAUAAUGUGGCCUGUGAGGAAGAUAGUUUGUUGUUAAAACUACAGAUGAGCGUUGAGAGGUUUACGAGAGGGAAUUUAUGUUUGUGUACGAAGUCCCUUAAACGCAAUAACCCCAUCCUAAUAAGCAAAUACAGAGCAUUAGGACAUUAGCCUAUACGUGAUUUAAACCCGACUUCACCGAGCUAAAUCCUAAUAAUAAUCUCUACUCAAACAAUUUUAUUGCCGUACUUAACCAUAAAAGAUCAUUGUCAGGAUGCCAUACAGAUCCUUCUCAUAAAUAUUUAACACUCUUGUGUGAGGCCCAAUUUGACCAACAGAUGGCGCCUUUGCUCUUCUGUCUUUCCAUGACUGACCCUCUAAACCCUGCAAAACCAUAAACAUUUCAUCACAGUCAAAAUGCCCUCUAGGCAAGCAGUGUUUUUACUUUUUCAAAUGAAUGUGACAUUAAAUCAAUACAUUUUAGAUCAGAAGGUAGCCUACUGGUCGCCAAAAGCAAGCGGUAAGACCAUCAAAGUAAAGGAUGCAAGCAAUCAGUAAACAAAAUUACACCAGAAAUCAUAUGCACGCAUAAUACUUAUUAUUAAGAAGUCAGAUUAGGCGGGUUAAUAUGUUUAGUCAAAGACAGGUAGGGUACAAUAUAUAAUGAGAUUAGCCUAUAUGUACAAUUUUCUGACAUAUAUUAUCAAAUAAAUUCAAAUAGACUUAGACCAACAAGUUGAAUUAUACUGGUUAAAGAGCCAAAUAUACCUUUAGAGCGUCACCUGAACUCUUGAUCGUAUGCGCAGCAGGUCUUGAAAAAUAAAUCCAAAUCUAACGAUACUUUGUAUUAUCAUGUGUUCAAGAACUGCAAUUUAUCAAACAAUUUCUAAACUGAGGAGGAUGAUCUUAAGACAAUUCCACCAAUCAGAGAGCGUUAUUGGGAAACACGCGCAAAAAGAUAUAGUUAGCCACGCCCACUACCAUAGAGUACCUGCAAAUAUGACCUAAUUUGGGCAAUCAUUUAAACGCUGUUAAUAUGAUAUGCUUCUUAGGUAUGUAUGUAUGUCUGGAUGGAUAGAUAGAGACCCCAACCUAACAGUCUAUAUCUAAUGAGAAUUAGUUGGCAUGUAGAUGCAAUGUAACGUAAAUUCAACAUAUGGACCAUCAAAAUAAAGUGUAACCCUGAAA